Messenger RNA from Anopheles maculipalpis, 461 nucleotides. It is a transcript of the gene mRpL23, whose product is annotated as probable 39S ribosomal protein L23, mitochondrial. Bases 2 to 457 code for a protein of 151 amino acids. The record is from RefSeq and is a predicted model, not a curated record. The transcript is spliced from 2 exons. Lineage: Eukaryota; Metazoa; Arthropoda; Insecta; Diptera; Culicidae. Gene Ontology annotation, biological process: mitochondrial translation. Gene Ontology annotation, cellular component: mitochondrial large ribosomal subunit; ribosome. Gene Ontology annotation, molecular function: structural constituent of ribosome.
AAUGUCUACCCGCUGGUACCCUAUUUACCAACGAGGAAACCCCCAGCUGCGAGUGUUUCUGCCCAACUUUUGGCUGAAGCUUGUACGGCCGGAACAAAAGCAACCACCGAACGUUGUACAGUUCGCGUGUUCGAUGGAAAUGACCCGGCAUGAUGUGAAAAACUACUUGGAGAAAAUAUACAAAAUUCCGGUGGUAAACGUUCGUACGCGCAUCGCGUUGGGCAACACCAAGCGCGAUCUAGUGCUGGGAUACAUCACGAAGGAGGAAGAUACAAAGCUGGCCUAUGUCACACUGCCCAAUACCAUGAAAUUCGACUUUCCGGACAUCUUUCCAUCUGAUGCGAAGAAAAAAAUAGAGGACGACAAAAAAUCGCUUGAUGACGCGAAGAAAAAUCACAAAAAGUUUCUGGACAAAAACAAAGACCGGCCCGGUACACCUGGUUGGUUUUCGAUUUGAAACC